Homalodisca vitripennis (glassy-winged sharpshooter) is the source of this 1382-nucleotide messenger RNA. Its product is annotated as piggyBac transposable element-derived protein 3-like. The record is from RefSeq and is a predicted model, not a curated record. The transcript has 2 exons. NCBI's taxonomy places the organism in Eukaryota, Metazoa, Arthropoda, Insecta, Hemiptera, Cicadellidae. The annotation marks the transcript as partial.
AUGCUUGUCUGUUUUGGGACUGAUGAUUCUGAGAUCGAGGAUUUCAAUGAUGAAGAAAAUGAAGAUAAUGUCCUCAGUGCCAGCACAAGAGAGCAAUCUUUAUUUCAAGCGAAUUGGAGUGACAAUACUGACAGCGACCCUGACUAUCAUCCCUCAACUAGUGACAGCGAUACCGAACCCACAACAUCAACAGCAGUAAAGUUGCCCCAAAUACGUAUGUAUUGGGACAAGGAAUGGAGAGUUGCUGUAGUUGCUGAUCAUAUGUCUAGGGACAGGUUUUUUCAAAUAAGAAAUUCACUAAAAAUUGUCUUUGAUGAUGACAUUAAUGAAGAGCAAAGGAAAGUCGAUAGGCUAUGGAAAAUAAGACCACUGAUUGACCGUGUUUUGUUAGGAUGCUUAAAACAAACCAGAAAUCAACACAUCUGUAUAGAUGAGAUGAUGAUACCCUUCAGUGGCACAAGUGACUUAAAACAGUACAUUCCCAACAAGCCCAACCCAUUAGGAAUUAAGGUAUUUGUUUUGGCUAAUCCUACUGGGAUUAUAUGUGACUUUGUGGUUUACCAGAAUCAGACCACCUUUACUCAAGAUAUUGCUGGAAGCUUUUGGCAAUGUGAGUCUGCCGUUCUUUAUCUAACUCGGUCUUUAGUUCCUGGUCAUGUCAUUUACAUCGACAGAUAUUUUAAUACUGUACGAUUAGCUGAAGAACUUCUUAAUCGUGGAAUUAGAUGCUCAGGGACUUUAAGGAAGGAUAGGCUUCCCCAGGAUAAUGAUCUUCCUGACGACAAGAUUUUUAAGAAAAGCCAAAGUAGGGGUUCAGCCACUGUCAGUGUUCGCGCCGAUGGUGCGAUAGCAUUAACAAAGUGGCUGGAUAACAAAUCCGUAACUAUGAUCUCAACUAAUGAGUCCGUUGAGCCCAUGUGUGAGGUUAAAAGGUGGUCAAAGGCUGAGAAGAGGUAUAUUCAAGUGUCCCAACCAAGUGUGGUGCAGUCAUACAACAAAAAUAUGGGAGGGGUGGAUUUGAUAGACAGAAUACUAUCUUAUUGCCCUUCGAGAUCUAGAACUAAAAAAUGGACAGUUAGAUGUUUAUUGCACUUUUUUGAUGUAGCCCUAGGAAAUGCAUGGCUUCAGAUGAGGGAGAUUAAGAAAUCGUCAGGAGUAUCUCCCAAGGACAUUGUUCAAUUCAGGCAUUUCAAGUUGGAAUUAGGUAAAUCCAUGAUUGAGAAGAAUAGUGUUCGUCUGGAUGUUGAUGAAAAUGGGGAUGAAGAUCAAGGACACCAAGAAGAAGGAUUUUUGGAUCGUAGGAAGAGUGCGGGCCCAUGUUUAGAGAAAAGACUGCAAGGCGCCACCCACUUACCGGAGGUGACAAAGAAAAUCCAAAAGAG